CCUUGCAGUUGUCACAAAUGAGGAUCAAGGCCUAUAAAGUCUGCUGUUGUGUCUCUAUCUUUUGUGGAAGUUGUCUUAUUCUUUUUGCUUUUAGAUCAACUAUAUUUGUUGGAAAAGUAUGGAAUUCCUUUAAUAUCCUUAAUCAAAAAUAUCAUGUGGAUAAAUCAAAAUAUGUUCAGAUGUCUCCAACACAGUUAAGGGAACAACGAAUGCAAAAAAGAGUUCAACAUUUAAGAUCAACAUGCAAAUUGGCGGACAUUAAUAGGUAUAACUUUGACUUUCGUCAAGUGUCUGAAAAUUUUUAUGGAAAUAAAGAAGCUAAUUUAUCCUACUGCAAAGUGCCAAAGGCUGGAAGUUCUUUCAUGACAGAAAUUUUCCUUGUUCUCGAAAAAGACAGAGUUCAGUCGGUUGAUGAAAUAUUUGAAAUAAGUCGGAGUCAUGUUCAUGUAAUUGGAAAUAGGAAACUAAGUACAUCUGCACUAAUUAAGACCAAACAGUCGAACUCAGUGACCUUGAUUGUCUCAAGGAAUCCUUACUCCAGAUUGUAUUCAGCGUAUGUGGACAAGUUCUACCUCUUCGGUCUUGUUAAAGAAGCUCGUGAAAUUUCAAAGAAAAGCGGGAAGAGAAGUUUGUCAUGCGGGUAUAAUGUAACAUUUACAGAAUUCCUUGAUUACGUAAUCAGCAAAGCAUACGGAGGCUAUCAAAUAAAUAGACACUGGGCGCCAGUUUAUUUACUGUGUCAUGCAUGUGAUGUCAGAUACGAUAUUGUGAGCAAAACUGAUUCUUUGUCUGCUGAUAUUGAGUAUGUGUUGGAUAACAUAAACAUUUCAUACGAAACACGAAACAAAUUGAUAAAAUUAAUCCACAAUAAAAUCGACAACAAGUCAGUGAUUAGUCUUUUAAACACAUACAUAACAUUAAAAUCGGAAACUAUGUCCAGAUUUCAUACAAUAUCUAUCAAAAAUUUGGAAUACACUGCAAAUUCAAGGAAAAUUGAAAUCAAAAGUACCAUUUCCGAGACAAGAGUUUUCAAGAUAUAUAGAUAAGAAGAUAAACACAGAUAAAAUUAUUAAAAUAAUGUUGGAGUAUGUGACAAAAUACAAACUGAGCUCAAAUGAAAAGAGACUUCAGAGAAGGCAAGCGCUAAUAGAAGCUUUCGAUCAUGUGAAAGAAUCAACUAUCGGUAAAUUACAGGAACUCUACAAAUUAGACUUUUUACUUUUUCAAUAUGACAAUUCACCACCCACAUAAACCAGAUGUAUGAAGAAACAUUACAGACGAGAGAAAGAGAGAGAG
This is a messenger RNA of Saccostrea cuccullata (small rock oyster), 1296 nucleotides long. RefSeq names its product carbohydrate sulfotransferase 14-like. The transcript has 3 exons. The record is from RefSeq and is a predicted model, not a curated record. Gene Ontology annotation, biological process: carbohydrate biosynthetic process. Gene Ontology annotation, cellular component: membrane. NCBI's taxonomy places the organism in Eukaryota, Metazoa, Mollusca, Bivalvia, Ostreida, Ostreidae. Bases 18 to 1046 code for a protein of 342 amino acids. Gene Ontology annotation, molecular function: sulfotransferase activity.